Trichoderma breve is the source of this 1626-nucleotide messenger RNA. RefSeq names its product fungal zn(2)-Cys(6) binuclear cluster domain-containing protein. Gene Ontology annotation, biological process: regulation of DNA-templated transcription. Bases 1 to 1626 code for a protein of 541 amino acids. The transcript has 3 exons. NCBI's taxonomy places the organism in Eukaryota, Fungi, Ascomycota, Sordariomycetes, Hypocreales, Hypocreaceae. Gene Ontology annotation, molecular function: DNA-binding transcription factor activity, RNA polymerase II-specific; zinc ion binding. The record is from RefSeq and is a predicted model, not a curated record.
AUGGAUGAGAUUAAGAGCAAAAGCGCCAGGGCAGCUAGUCAAGCAUGGAGAAGCAAGCCUCGCAAGUUCGCUCCAAAGUCAAGGCUCGGCUGUAAGACUUGCAAAAUAAGACGAAUAAAAUGCGAUCUCUCCCAGCCUUCAUGCAUGAAGUGCCAGUCCACAGGUCGCACCUGUGAUGGCUAUAGUGAAAUGCCCUACGCUUUCAAGGCCGACAUUGCAUCAAGUCAUUAUCAUGGGGAGAAGCCCAAUAGGGCAGACAACUGUGACAAUUACAACCCUAACGCUACGAUCUGUGCGUAUCAGGCAAAACAAUGGCACGCAAAAUCCCAUGACCUGAGUUCGCACAACCUCGGGCCCCUCAUGGUCUUACCAGCCACCGGGCCAGCGCAAACAGAGGCAAUGUGUUUUUUCGAGUAUAUUUCGAUCAAACAUCUGAACGAAUAUCGUUCGAAUAAAACGUGGCGGAAGACCCUCAUGUUCUUCUCCCAAACAGUGCCAUCAGUGCGAUAUGCCGCCACUGCAUUAGCCUUGGCCAAUCGAAGCUACCUGGAUCGCGAUUCUAGGGGCCGUUUGCACCAACCUUCGCUGAAUAAAGAUGCCUUGUUUUACUAUAAUCGAGCCAUUCAGCUCCUCUUGAACCAAGAUUCUGGAGACAGCGACGAGACAACAGCAAUUACGCUUUUGGUCUGCUACCUUUUCACCUGCUUUGAUCAUCUGGCGGGUAACUACGUACAAGCAAUGAAGCACUUACGCGGGGGCGUAGAGCUCUCUCGCAACAUCGACAAGACUAUCCUAGACAACAAUGCAUAUGAUGAUGCCAAAUCCCCAGCAGUUCGUACGCUUAUCUGCCAAGUUACAAGACAGAUCCGUCGCCUCGAUACGCAGGCUGCAACUUUUCUCGUCGAUUGGACUCCCAUUGAUGUCCAAGAGACACUCAUACCUCAUCAUCUGCCCUCUAACAAUGACUUUUCAUCCCUCGACCAAGCCGCCGACCACCUCCAGAUCCUUGUCGCUCGUGUAAUGGGACUGCGCAAUGCAGAGCAGGAAAUGUUCUUCACGGGCGAGAUACCGCCAUCUCCAUUGUCUUCAAUCAAGGAAAAUAUUCUCACGGAGUUGGAAACGUGGUCAAAUCUCUUUGAGAACACUCUGCAGCGAGGCAAUCCCUACGAGACCGAUUCUGAAGCCUACCCUCUCAUAUCACUACUGCGCCUACAAUAUAUUAUCGCGUGGGCUUUGCUCAGUAGUUAUGGGGCUGGCAGAGAAAUGGAAUAUGACAACUUCCUGCCCCAGUUCCAGCAAUGCAUUGGUGUCCUUCCCGUCCUCUACAUAAUUGGAGUCAAAUGCCGACAUCCCGUGGUCCGACGCGAAGUGUUGAGUAUCUUACGGCGGCAACCGAUACGAGAGGCGAUUUGGGAUAGCAUCUCUACUGCCAGGGUGGUUGAGCGAGUAAUAGAGAUUGAAGAGGGUGGACCUGAGAAGAGGGAAAUGAUACGGAAUAUGGAGCAAAUCGCUGUGUGGCAGAGACUUGAGGCUUUAUCUUGGAUACAAGAGUCUGCGGUCAGAGUAGACAUUACCUAUACGUUCUGCACACGAGAAGGAAUGCAUAAUGAGACUCUCAUGGUAUAA